AUAAACUAGCCGAGAUACGAAACGGUCCACGAGCCCAUGACACCCGAUUCGAUGUUGCGAUUCGGACACUCGCGAGGUUGUCUCGGGGGUGCCUUGUGCUGUGCUAAGAUCACGAGAUGUGUUGAUAACCGUACAAACAAUAAAUCGGAGUAUAGUGCGGAUCGCGGAGCGGAAACGGACCGUGUGGAUACGUGAGCGUGCGAGUUAGAGGGGCCACUGACGUCGCCAGCCCGCCGCCCCGUCCCUCCGUCCCUAGUGCCAAAAAUUUUGCAAUGUGAAAGUAUGGAAUUGUGCCACGCGCGACCUUUCCCGUUUAUCUUCUCCGUUGGUGUGACUAAGCGACGGGGCUGCUGCAAAUAUGUGUUUUUUUGUACUGAUUGACCUUACGUACGUUGUCGACAUGCAUACUGUCAACGAAAUUAUAUCCGUAUUGGAGAGAAUCAAUAUCACAAAAGAGCUGCUGGAGACCACCCGACUGGGUAAACACGUGAACGAGCUUCGGAGGAAGACAUCGGACCCCAGUCUCGCGCGGCGGGCCAAGGUGCUGGUCAAGCGAUGGCGGGACCUCGUCAUACCCACCGUCGCCUCGCCCGGACAUACAGGUUCAAAUCGUUCGUCGGCAGAGAGACAGGUGCGUCGACUCGGCGGCACCCCUCUCACGUCGCCGGCGCUCUCGCGGCAAGUGGUGAGCCCAGCGGUGAACAGCCCUCGCCCGCCAUCCAGACCGGCGUGGGGCGGCUACGAGUCGGACUCGCAGGAUGUGAUCCUGGUGGACGACGAGCCGCCGCCCGCCGCCGCGCCCACCGCCGCCGCGCUGCUCGCCAACACGCAUAAACCGCUCACGCCGCCCGUAAAAAGGCCGCCCUCACCAGAACCUUUAUACGACGAAAAGAAAGCGAAAAGAGAUAAAAAACCUAAGAAAAAAAGAGGCCACAGUCGCGCCGGCUCAGGCACGGAGGCGACAGGUCCGGUGGCGGCGCCGGCGCCCGCACUGGGCCCCGGCGCGCUGGGCCCCGGGGCCCCGCUGCCCGCGCCGCCGGGCCCCGCGCCGCACGCGUGGGCCGCAAGGAACGGCACCCACGAGCGACGAAGGAAUGGAACCAAACGUGAUGCGCUCGAUUCUUAUGCCGCCCUCGUUAAUAGGAUGCCACCUGCUGGCGCUAAGAAGGUGAAGACGACAAAGGAGCUGCUAGAGCAGAUCCAGUCUCGCGGCAGCAAGCCCCCCGCGUCCCCCGCCUCCCCGCGCUCCCCGCGCUCCCCCGCCUCGCCCGACGUCAUGCUCAUAGAGCCCGACCCGGUGGUGAAGGUGGACUCCCCGCUACGUAACGGCGGCGCGUCCCCCCCGCGCCUGCCCUCCCCCGCGCCGCCCCCCGAGCCCAUGGAGCCGCUGGAGGAGCCGCGCGACUACCACGAGUGCACCUGUCCGCCCGCCUCCCCCGGGGCCUCGCCCGCGCCCGCCUCGCCCGGCACGUGCCCCGCCGGCGCGCGGACCCGUGUCCGACCCCGCCACGUGCACGCGCUGCACCACGCGCUGCUGCCCGGCGUCAACGGCACCCGCGCGCCCGCGCUGCCGCACCGCUUCGCCGUCCGCCCCGCCGCCGACCCCGACCGCCCCGGCCUCUUCGCCUCCGUCGUGCCGCUCUACAAGUACUCCGACUACGCCGACGACUACUGCGCCAAGAACAUGUCGCGCGUGCCGCUGUGCCCGCACCUGCCCUGGACCAGCUUCGCGCCGCCGCCCCCAGACCUGCCGCCGCCGCCCGAGCCGCCGCCGCUGCGGCCCUACCCCGAGCCCGAGCCCGAGCCCGCCGAGCAGGACGGCGACGACGACCUCCGGCCGCCAGUCAAGCGCGAACCCAAGGAGGAGGUGAUAGUGGAGGCCGAGAUGGUCAGCGCGCCGCCCCUCGAGCCCAGCGAGAGACUGAAGGCGCCGCUCCUCACGCCCGAGGACGAGACGCAGUUCGGCGCCACCCCGCGGCCGGAGCCCGCCGCCGCCGAGCAGUUCGCCAGCUCCGCCCCGCAGCACCGCUCCGUGCCGCGCACGAAACCCGAGCCCGGCGGCGCCGCGCUGCUGCAGGCCGCCUGCCAAGCCGCCGCCGCCGCGCCCUUCCUGUACGACGAGCUGCAGGCGGCGCCCGUGCUGCCGCGAGCUGCACUGAGCUCGGACGCCGCGCUGGAGGAGGCGCUGGCGGCGGCCGACACGGCGCGGGACGAGCUGGGCCGGCCGGCGCGGCCGGAGCGGUUCGCGGAGUGGCACGAGUGCGCGAGGCUCGGGGAGCUGGUGGCGCUGCCCUACGUGGUGAUCGACUGACCGUGGAGUGCCAAAUGCGUGUCGCCCGCCCCGCGCCCACACCCAAGUGUCCUUACGUUAGUUAUAGUGGCCGGCCGGCGGAAACAUGCCUAGUCAUAUAUUUAUUUUGUAACUCGGCCGAUUGACAAGUUGGCGGGCGGGUCCGCGCCCGCAUGUGAUAUUGUGUAGCGGGCGGCGAGCGGCCGGUCGUCGGCCGCCGGCCGCACCCGGCUCGCACGUACAUUCCAGUCGGCCGCGAGUCGCCGGCCCGCAGACUGAACGCUUUGAUUGUGCUCAAUAUGUUGGACGCUCUUGGUAUUUUUGUAAUUAAUAGUACACGCAUUGCUCAGUCGAUAUUGUCGAAGAUAUUGCGCGCGAUCAGAGCGCCGAGCCGGACGAGGCCGGACGAGUGCCGGCCGGCCCCCGGCCGCCGGCGCCGGACGCCGGACAGCCGGCCGGGCCGGCGGCCGCCCGCCGCCUCGCGCGCUCUCGAUCCGGUCCACCACUUAUUUGUAUAGUUAUAAAGUUCCCAAAUAAGAUUAAAUAAUAAUCUCCCGACUGUUUCAUGAGUUGUCGUUACCUUUUGUGAUUUUUAAAAUGAAAGAAGAAAAAAAUUAGGUAAUUAAUAAAUAAUUAAAUAGGAGUUCCAAUUGUAUAUUAUACAUAAUUAUUGCAUCUAUCAUGCGUCGAAAUAUCAAUAAUAAGGGAAAGAGAAAGUUAAAUUUUAUAAAUAUAAACAUUUACUAUAUGAAAAGUUGUACCAAAUUGUUGUUAUUAAUGAUAAGGUAAGCGCACACUGCUAUGCGCCGCCCGCCGCUCUGGCGCUGUCCGUCAGGGUGUAGUUAUACUCUUAUCUUCGGAACUGUUCCACCGAUUGCCACAAACUUUUGUAAAUACAUAGUUUAGUUAACAAAUGAGUUGCACAUAAAGCUUCUUAGUGCAACAUGCAAGUGUAACACAAGUUAGACUCAUGUGUACAAACUCUAGUUUUAUAUAAUAAUUCGAAUUUGAACCACUGUUGUAGUGUCUCUGUACACAUUAUAAUAUAAACGCUUUUGUAUCUGUCCGUCGUGUAUAACCGUGUGCGCUGACCCAAAUAAAAAUAUAAGUGUCUGUUACUCUAUAAUGAACCAAAAACAAAACUAUUUGCAAAUAUUUUAUGAACAAUUAAUAGCCGCCUUGGUGAGGUCCAGCCUGUUACAAAAUUGCACAGUUCCUAGUUCCGAUUACGUUUGGAAGCAAGCAAACCCGUACGAAUGACAAUUUGGUAAAUUUUUCACCAUAUCUUGUAUGAAAAGACGAGUUUUGUGUAUCUAUAGUUGAAUAUUGUUACAUAGAGUUUGUUAUCGAGUUUACAAAAGAUGCCAAAUGUUGCCGCUGUGCGGUCUGUAUGUGUUGUGUUACACGGCGAUUGUGAUGCGAACGUGCGAGCUUUAUGUUUUCGCUGAAUAAUACGUUUUUGUAAAAGUUAAACUCUUUAUUUUUAAUUUUUCCGUUAGGUUUAUGUGUAAUUGUGUUGUUUUGAUGAGAAUGGGAUGAGUGUUAAUGGUGGCGUUGCAAUAGUAGAGGUACCAACAUUGUGGUGAUAUUCAAGUAUAGAUACGGCGGCAUCGUAAGCGCGAGGGGCCGGUCCUCCGGCGGAGCCCGCGCGAACCUGAAGGCCUUACGUGUGUGCUGCGGGUGAAGCCGCGCCGGCUUGUUAGUGCAGCGCCGGCGACACACCCCAUCACUGCCUUGUUGGACGAGAUCCAAAAACUUUGCUAAACAAACGAAAAUAUAUAUAUAUCACUGUGUUUUUAUUA
Molecule: messenger RNA, 4092 nt
Organism: Helicoverpa zea (corn earworm)
Lineage: Eukaryota; Metazoa; Arthropoda; Insecta; Lepidoptera; Noctuidae
Product: formin-like protein 5
Exons: 10
Coding region: 359-2311 (650 amino acids)
Biological process (GO): positive regulation of gene expression; regulation of transcription by RNA polymerase II
Cellular component (GO): nucleus; mediator complex; core mediator complex
Molecular function (GO): transcription coregulator activity
Source: RefSeq, a predicted model, not a curated record